Larimichthys crocea (large yellow croaker) is the source of this 665-nucleotide messenger RNA. RefSeq names its product leucine-rich repeat-containing protein 51. The record is from RefSeq and is a predicted model, not a curated record. The transcript has 4 exons. Lineage: Eukaryota; Metazoa; Chordata; Actinopteri; Sciaenidae. Gene Ontology annotation, molecular function: protein binding. Bases 61 to 627 code for a protein of 188 amino acids.
AGUUCAGUGUUUGGGGUGAACACUUGGCAGCCGCUGACGUGAAGACCUUCAGCCUUGAACAUGUACGGCCCUCCAGUAGAUAUGUCGUUUAUAAACCUCUCCAGUGUUACAGGUGCGCUGUGUGCUCAACCCCGAGUUGGCCUGCGUCCUUUAAGGAGAAACUCGAAGGGGAAGUACCUGAGCCACGCUUUCCGUCUCAAUAACAACAACAUCAGUGACGUUGUGGGCCUCGAGUACACCUUGGAUCACUUUCUGGCACGACCAUCAAAACUCGGCUGGCUGGACCUGUCCUUUAACAAACUCACACUGAUAGAUCCAGCUUUGUGUCAGCUGCAUGAACUGCGUGUGUUGUACCUUCAUGGCAACAGCAUCUGUGACCUGUCACAAACAGACAAGCUGGGAGAGCUGCAGUACUUGCACACCAUCACGCUACAUGGAAAUGUCAUAGAAUUCGAGAGAGGCUACAGGCAACAUGUGAUCGCUGUCCUGCCUCACUUGAAGAAGAUGGAUUUCAGUGCUGUGACACACGAGCAGCGAGCCUUGGCAAAUAUUUGGGGUCACUGCACCAAACGUGGCAAAAAAGACCAGAUCCCAGAGACUGUAACCCCCUGCAGUCAUGAACAUUAAAAACUUGCAUUCAUUCAUUGAUAAUGUCAGUAAAGUUU